AUGAUCAUCGAGAAGGACGGCCUGGGCGGCCUCUUUGGCCGCGGCCUGCGCACCAAGAUCAUUGCCAACGCCAUCCAGGGUGUGAUGUUCAGUGUGCUGUGGCGCCUGGGCCAGGACCUGCUGAGGGAGCGCGAGAAGAAGAAGGCCGCGGAGGACGCCGCCGCCGCCGCCGCCGCUGCCCCCGCCUCCAAGAAGAAGUGA
This is a messenger RNA of Monoraphidium neglectum, 201 nucleotides long. RefSeq lists its product as hypothetical. Bases 1 to 201 code for a protein of 66 amino acids. NCBI's taxonomy places the organism in Eukaryota, Viridiplantae, Chlorophyta, Chlorophyceae, Sphaeropleales, Selenastraceae. The transcript has 2 exons. The record is from RefSeq and is a predicted model, not a curated record.